This is a messenger RNA of Trachemys scripta elegans, 2208 nucleotides long. RefSeq names its product class I histocompatibility antigen, F10 alpha chain-like. Bases 96 to 1163 code for a protein of 355 amino acids. The transcript has 7 exons. Lineage: Eukaryota; Metazoa; Chordata; Testudines; Emydidae. The record is from RefSeq and is a predicted model, not a curated record. Gene Ontology annotation, biological process: immune response. Gene Ontology annotation, cellular component: external side of plasma membrane.
GGGAGGGGGGUGGGUACCAGGCUCAGGCUCGCAGGCAGCUUGUCUCUCCUUCCCCAGGGCGGGGGGAGAGCGGCCGCAGCCCCUUCCCCAGGAGAAUGGCCCUGGUGCUGGGGCUCUGGUUCUGCCUGCUGGGGGCGGCAGGAGCUGCGGGUCCAGUGGCGCAGCACAGCUGGGACAUCCUGUUCACGGGGGUGCAGGGCUCCAAGGGGAUCCCCAACUUCUUUGUGCUCGGGCAGGUGGAUGGUCUGGGGGUGGCCUAUUACGACAGCACCACCCUGGAACUGAUCCCCACCCGGGACUGGAUGCGCCAGGCUGUAGAGCCCGGCUAUUUCCGGAGCAAGACGCAGGAGCUGCUGGGGUACAAAGAGGGGUUCCAGCGCAUCAUGGGCCGGCUGCUGGAGCGCUACAACCAGACGGGCGGGGUGCACACGCUGCAGCUGCGGGUGGGCUGCUCCCUGCGGGACGACUCCCCCCAAGCCGGGGUGCUGCAAUAUGCCUACGACAGCCAGGACUUCAUCGGCUUUGACGGGCAGCGGGGGCUGUGGGUGGCGGCCGUGCAGCCAGCCGUGCUGUCCAAGCGGCGCUGGGAGGCCGACCGGCCCUGGUGCCUGUUCCUGCAGCACUACCUGCAGCAGGAGUGUGUGAAGACGCUGAGGAGCCUCGUCCGGCACGGCAGGGAGACCCUGGGGCGCCAGCUGCCCCCCGAGGUCUCGGUUUCCUGUAGAGAUGCCCCCGACGGCUCCGUCACCCUCUCCUGCCACGCCAGGGGCUUUUACCCACGUCCCAUCCACGUCUCCUGGGUGCGGGACGAAGAAGACAUCCUGGCAGAGACAGACUCCAGCGGGAUCUUGCCUAACGCCGACAGCACCUAUUACACGCAGUCAUCCCUGGAGAUCUCCCUGCAGCAGGACAGGCACCGCUACGCCUGCCGGGUGGAGCACACCAGCCUGCCGGAGCCCACACUCAUCUGGGUCCCCGGUAAGAAGGGCCUCCUGCCCCCUGGGGUCCUGGUCCCGCUCGUUCUGGCCAUGCUGGCUGGGGCUGGUGCCGCAGUAGCCGGUGUUAUCAUGUGGAGGAGAAAUCGCCCAGGCCCUGUCGGACCCAGAUACACCCCAACAGCCUCAGCGGCUGCAGAGGAUGCUGGUCCCAGCGCCGCGUCGUGACGGGAGGGGCCCUGUCCCCACGGAGACCCCAGCGUGGGACCCCAGUGCUCAGCACAGAACGACCCUGCCCCAGCUACGCACCCUGGCAACCCUGAGAUCCCGACCCCCCCGAUCCUCCCGCCCGGGGCGCCGGGCUCCGCGCCCAUCGUGCUCAUGUCUGACAGUGACAGAGACUUGGGGGCAUUGGGAGCAAUUUGUGACGGGGCAUUGGGGGCUGUGUGUUACAGGGAUUUGGGGGUGUCAGGAGCUGUGUGUGACAGGGAUUUGGAGGUGCCAGGGGCUGUAUUACAGGGAUUUGGGGGUGUCGGUGGCUGUUACAGAGAUUUGGACUCAAACACCCUGAGGUUUCUGUUCCUGAGUCCCCGGCUCUCGCAGGUUUUGUGUCUCAUCUCCCUGCCCAGCCACCGUGGGGCCCUUUCCCAGGCUGAUGCCCUGCCUGGGCUUUGCCCCGGUGUCCUGCCCUGAGAUCCCAGCUGUGCUUGCCCUGCACCUGCUCACGGAGCUAAUUCACUCCCUGACUUCACGGAGCAGUUUUGCACAGAUGGUGCUCGGGUUUGUCUUUUACUGUUUAAUACAGCGGUCCCUAAAGGCCCUGGCGGAGAUCAUGGGCCCGUUGUGCUGGGCGCUGCCCAGACCCCGACCAAGAUCAGUGCCCCGUCAUGCCGGGCACUGCCCAGACCUGCAGUGAGAGACAGACCCUGCCCCGAACAGCUCACCAGAUAAACAGCGCAGACAGAUUAAGGCCCCGUCCCUCGUGUCCCAGACCCCUGUGCUCUGGUUCAGCAUUGCUCUGAGCUGCAGGGCCUGGUUCCCCUCUCACGCAGCCAAGCCUCUCCCCGCCCAGCCCCCCUCUCCCCAGUGCCAUCCCUUCCGAUUCACCCUGGGGGCAGCUAGGGGGGAAUCAGCCCCCAAACCCUCGUCCCAGUCAGAGGUGGGCUCUGGCUCUGCUCCCUGCUGGCGUCCACCUCCCCUGGAUCGCUCCAGCCCCGCUUCGUCAGGGUGGAUGCGCACGGCGCAUCCCGCCCCACUGCCCGGUGAACUCAGG